UCCUACAUGGUAUGUAUUUGCAAUUUGUAAACACACUAUGUCAAAGAAUGAUUUGAUUCAGUGGUGAGGCAGCCAGCUAUUUGCAUGUCAUGAGGUCUAAGGGAAACAAACUGACCCUCAGCCUUCCUCUAUCCAGCCAAAUUCUGAUGGGACCCUCAAAUAGCUCUGGCAAAGUGUUCUGUUUCUUUUGGACUUGAUGAAUGCUUGUUUCUGUGAAGACGUGUAAUUAUUUCUUCCUUUAUUUUGCUGCACAAGUUACCAAGAGAAGCAGCUUAAAACCAAAUCACUGGAGGUUGACCACCGACGAGCUUCGUAAAGUGCUUUUGCCUAUCUGGGCCAGUGCCAUGGACACAGCCUGAUGAGCAGACCCAUCUAAUGGCAAAGGUGUAGCCACUGGCUUUGCUUCGUCCCAUCCUCCAGAUCACAUGGAGAACCCCACCAGAAUGACCAGCAACCACACAGACUGUCAUUACUGCCUGCAGUCUCUUCGUGGAAGGAAAUAUGCAUUAAGAGAAGAAAACGCUUAUUGUGUUACAUGUUAUGAGAGCCUAUUUGCCAACCCCUGUGAAGAGUGCAAGAAACCUAUUGAGUGUGAUUCCAAGGAUCUGGCCUACAAAGGCCGCCACUGGCAUGAGGGGUGCUUCAAGUGUGCCAAAUGCAGUCGCUCACUGGUGGAGAAACCAUUUGCUGCCAAGGACGAGGUCUUGCUGUGUACUGAAUGCUACUCCGAUGAAUAUUCAUCUAAGUGUUUCCACUGUCAGAAGACCAUUAUGCCUGGUUCCCGUAAAAUGGAAUUCAAGGGAAGUUCCUGGCAUGAAUCCUGUUUUGUUUGCCAGUAUUGCCGGCAGCCAUUGGGAACUAAACCACUGAUCACCAAAGACAACGAGAAUUACUGUGUGCCCUGUUUUGAGAAGCAAUUUGCUCACCAUUGCUACUCUUGCAAAAAGGUAAUAACUUCUGGGGGAGUGACCUACCAUGACCAGCCUUGGCAUAAAGAAUGCUUUGUGUGUGCUGGGUGUAAAACCCAACUGUCUGGACAAAGAUUUAUUUCCAAAGAUGAGGAUCCAUACUGUGUAGACUGUUUCAGCAAAUUGUAUGCUAAGAAGUGUGCUGCUUGCAAGAAACCUAUUACAGCUCUCGGAGGUGCCAAAUUUAUCUCAUUUGAAGAGCGCCAGUGGCAUGGGGAAUGCUUUAACUGUGUGAAAUGCUCUGUCUCGCUGGUGGGCCAGGGAUUCCUCACUCGGCAGGAUGAUGUUCUUUGUCAUGAAUGUGGCUUUGCUUCAUAGCUCAGUGGAGAGCUGUACAGCUGCAUUAUUCUUGCUCUGUAACAAUGUGCUUCAUUACUCUGCAGUAAGAGAACCAUAUAAAAGGUAUAACAGUUAUUUAGUCAUUCAAGUAACUUUUCAACAGCAGUUUAAUUCUAUCAUACUUCUCAACUGCUU
Messenger RNA from Athene cunicularia (burrowing owl), 1442 nucleotides. It is a transcript of the gene FHL5, whose product is annotated as four and a half LIM domains 5. Gene Ontology annotation, biological process: positive regulation of transcription by RNA polymerase II. Gene Ontology annotation, molecular function: transcription coactivator activity. Gene Ontology annotation, cellular component: Z disc; nucleus. NCBI's taxonomy places the organism in Eukaryota, Metazoa, Chordata, Aves, Strigiformes, Strigidae. The record is from RefSeq and is a predicted model, not a curated record. The transcript is spliced from 7 exons. The coding region runs from base 426 to 1286 and encodes 286 amino acids.